AUGGCUUAUAUUAGAAUGCUGUUAUUGACUUUCUACUUCAUAGUGAAUAGUUUCGCAGCGCCUUGCCAACAGAAGGGGUAUCACAUGGUAACAUGCAAACCGAAUAGCUGUGAAAGAGUUGGUGUCAUAGAGAUUUGUGUUCAGUGUAGGGCAGGAGGGGUUCCUAUCAAUGGACAAUGCUCUCUAUUCGACACUUCUUAUGUUGCUGAAGCGAGAUGUACCAAAAGUGAUGGUACCGCUUUGACAAGUUCCGAUACUACCUGCGGAAAGUGCGGCGGUGAGUACUUUCUCUUCAUGGGAGGGUGUUAUGGCAUAAAGUAUAGACCUGGCAAUGAGAUAUGCACUAGGGCUGAUGAUGGAAAGUGUACCACUUGUAAUACAGGAAAUAGUGGUAAAUACGUAUUUAAGAAUGGAGACCCUAAUGCUGCGCCGGGAACAGAAUGCAUUCUGUGCCAUGAUACGAUGGGAGCAAAUGGAUAUACAGGAGUAGCAAACUGUGCAGAGUGUAGCCAUGCAGGAACUAGUUCUGGUGCUGCUACCUGUGGAAAAUGCCAGACAGAAUACUUUAAGAGUGGAGAUACAUGUACACCAUGUGGAGCUGAUUGUUGGAUUUGUGAAUCUACAGCUAAGUGCACAGUGUGCAAAUAUGGAAAAUAUAUAAAAGAAAAUGGUAAUGAUAGAACUUGUGUAGACACUAGUGGAUGUGGUACUGGUAACUAUGCAGAUAUAAGAACAAACGAGUGCAAGCCGUGCACGGACACAAGUGUCAAUGAAUGUGCUACGUGUACAUACAGUGACACCCUCAGGAAGCCCGUAUGCACUGGGUGUAAUAGUGGAGGAGCCAAGCCUCUCCUUAAGGUGGACCUCGAUGGGUCAGCGACGUGCGUUGCGGAGGGAGAGUGUGCAAGUGGCAAUACGCACUUCCUUGAACAAUCUCCAAAGGCUUGUGUCCCGUGUGGUGAUGCUAAGAAUGGUGGGAUUCUAGGUUGUAGCACUUGCUCCUCUAAAACUACAUGUACAAAGUGCCUCGAUGGAUAUUACAAUAGUGGAAAUGGUGGUACGGUUACAUGCACAGCUUGCGGUGCCAACUGUGCUACAUGCUCUGCUGCUGGCAAUGAUCAGUGCACUAAAUGCAAGCCUGGAUUCUUCAUGAAACAACCCGGCUCUGCUGGUAAGUGCUUCGCCUGCGACAGUAAAGCCGACAAUGGCAUCGAGGGGUGCUCCCAAUGUAACAGCGGCCUAACCCCUACAUGCACCGAUUGCAAGUCCAACUAUCGCAAGGAGGGAACCAAUCCGGUGAAGUGCACAAAGGCCUGCGAGGACCCCACGGCCUGCGGGGGGACGUCUGGGGCCUGCGGGGCGGUCGUCGUUGACAGCGCCGGGGCGUUCUCCCAGUACUGCUCGCUGUGCGGAGACCCCGCCACAUUCCCCAUCGAUGGCGUUUGCACAGGGGAUAAGGGCGGGAAUACCUGUGCCAAUGGCGUCUGCACCCGGUGUGCUGCCGGGUUCUUCCUCUUCAUGGGCGGCUGCUAUGAUGUGUCGAAGGCUCCUGGCAGUCACAUGUGCAAGAGCGCCGAGGGAGGGAGGUGCACCGUCCCUGGUGAGAGUGGUCGAUACUUCAUAGUCCCUGGAGCAUCCAGCACUGAUCAGUCUGUCCUGACAUGUAGUAACCCAGUAGGCACACUGACAGGUACUGGUAGUACCGCUAAGGCAUAUGUGGGGGUAUAUGGCUGUUCGGCAUGCACAACCCCAGUAGCUCCGUCUGAUGGUGGUAUGACUGCUGCUGUGUGUACAGCGUGUAACAACAACAAUAAGCCCAACCUGGCUGGCAGUGAGUGCCUCACAUGUACCGUUAGUGGAUGCUCGCACUGCAACAGGGAUGACAUGUGCUCCGCCUGCACAGAGGGGGGCAAGAGGCCGAACAUAGACGGCUCCCAGUGCAUCCCCUGCAAUAUCGACGGGUGCGUCAGGUGCAGCGAGGAGAACAAGUGCGGCCAGUGCGGGGGUGACUACAAGCUGGAGGGUGAGGCGUGCAUAUUCACCAAGCCCAGCGGGGGCAACAGGAGCGGACUCAACAAAGAGGCCAUAGCCGGCAUCGCUGUUGCUGUCAUCAUCGUCGUCGGGGGCCUCGUCGGUUUCCUCUGCUGGUGGUUCAUAUAUAGAGGGAGAAAGUAA
Molecule: messenger RNA, 2175 nt
Organism: Giardia duodenalis
Lineage: Eukaryota; Fornicata; Diplomonadida; Hexamitidae
Product: High cysteine membrane protein Group 1
Exons: 1
Coding region: 1-2175 (724 amino acids)
Source: RefSeq, a predicted model, not a curated record